This is a messenger RNA of Drosophila pseudoobscura, 4193 nucleotides long. It is a transcript of the gene dve, whose product is annotated as SATB1_N and homeodomain domain-containing protein dve. Gene Ontology annotation, biological process: chromatin remodeling; regulation of transcription by RNA polymerase II. Gene Ontology annotation, molecular function: DNA-binding transcription factor activity, RNA polymerase II-specific; RNA polymerase II cis-regulatory region sequence-specific DNA binding. The record is from RefSeq and is a predicted model, not a curated record. The transcript is spliced from 6 exons. Bases 899 to 4033 code for a protein of 1044 amino acids. Lineage: Eukaryota; Metazoa; Arthropoda; Insecta; Diptera; Drosophilidae.
GAAUGCCGUCAGUUGCCCGCCAACUUGAGCUGUGAGAGGACGCGCCGCUCAGAUACAAAAUACAACGAUACACAGACACGCCUGCAGAGUCGAUGGUCGAUCGGCCAGGGAUUGAGAGCCAUUAGCCUGUUAGCCAAUCAACCGCCCAACCAGCCGGACGGACAGACCAUAGACAGAAGCCAGACGGAAUUAGCCAGAGAGUGCCGUCCCGAUCUGCAGACGGGGAUCCCACAACGAACUCGAGAACUGUUAUCGAUUCGCGGGAGCCGGCAUUUGACACGCUGCGCUGCCUAUCCUGACUGUAGGCCCAUCUCGGCUCAGUUCCCGAUUUUAUGGCUACGGCUAUGGCGUGCCCGUGCCGCCUGCACUAAUGAUGUCGCGUCAAGAGCCACUGCAACAACAACAGCAAAACCCAGAGCCAGAACAACAGCUAACAAGAACUGCAUCAGUGGAAGCCGCGCAGCCUUGUGGAAGUCGUCAUCGAAUCCGUUCCAGCCAAGUUGCAAGUUCGAGGCGCGCGUUUACCUGACCGCCCGUGUUUCAGUGUGUGUGUGUGUGUGUGUGUGUGUGCCUGUGUCUAAUUUGCCUCUCCGCCAACGCCAACGCCAACGACAGCGUCACCGUCACCCCGCUGAAAAAAUCUCCGGGCAGUAAUCGAAUUUGGAAUCGGUAUUAAAAUCGGACCAUACCUUUACCUUAGCCCCUUAUCGCGCUUCAAUUUACAAUUUACAAUUUACAAUUACAAUCAACCACUAACGAAUCGCAAUAAAAUCAGAGUUCCCCAUUCGAACCGUUCAAAUUUGAAUCAAUUAAUGCCAAUGCGAGCCUGCUGCAUCUGGCAAUAAAAGAGAGAAAAGAAAACCCCACGAGCCAACUAGAACUUUGAACCGCCCGUACGAUGGACUUCCAGAGCGCCAUGGAGACUUUUGCCGAGGCCUGGGUGGCAGCCAAUGCCGGACAGCAGAGUCAGGCCUUGGCUUUGACGCGGGCAGCCAAUGCGGCCGCCGUUGUGGCCGCCGCCAAUGCCAAGUCCCCUUCGGCCUCUGUCUCCGCCGCCGCCAGUCUGGUGGACAUGGCCGUUAAGAAGGAGCACUCGCUGUCGCCUCCCCACAGCGUGGUGGGCGUGCCCGGCGAGGAGGUGACUGCCAUGCAGUAUAGACGCAGCUCGUUGCAGGGCGUACAGGAGAAGCUCACCCAGCUGCAGAUGCAACACCAUCAGCAGCAACAGCAGCAGCAGCAGCAACAUCAUCAUCACCAGCUCCAGCAGCAGCAGCAGCAGCAACAGCUCCAACAGCAGCAGCAUCAGCAGGGCGGAGGCGUGACAGGGGAAGGGGGUGGCCGACGCUCCGCCGAGGGCAGUCCCUCAACCAUACAUCCCGCCCAGCAGCAGCAACUGCAGCACCAGCAGCACGUGCACAAUUCCGAUGGCAAUGCCCUGUCCUCGUCCACGGCAUCAUCUAGUCAGAAUGCCACCCCAAAGAGUGAGAGGGAUCGCGAGAGGGAGGAGCGCGUGGAGCGGGGAAGCAUCUCGUGUCUGCCUCCAGCCGCCCUGGGCAUGACCGUGGGCGUACAACAGGCCCAGCAGCAAGCGGAGAAGCUACUCAGCCAUCCGGCCCUGGACUCGCGACGGGACUUCGACAUCAGCAAAGUAAAUCCCAAAUCACUUCCACUCCAUUGUGUGGUGGAGUCGGUGCACUCACUGCACGCCUCCCUCACCAUCGACAGCCGGCAGCCCUGGAAGCGUCGGCCCAACAUCGAGACAGACAGCUACGUGAUCAUAGCAGCGGCCACGCCCUGGAGCGAGAUUGUCCAGACCGCCCUGCAGCGGCUGGGCUACUCCCAGGAGGUGGCCAACACAGCCAGAGGCUCCCUGAUCAUCAAGCACUGGAAGCCCAUACCUCUGGAGCAGAUAUCGGACAAUCCGGCGGUGCCGGUGAGCGACAUUGUGGGAGAGCUGACAUCCGUGAUCACCCUGCGCAUCGUGAUCCUGCGGCCCAAGACCUCUCCCUUCGGCGAGAUCAAGGACAAGCUGCUUAAGCUGCUCGUGUUGCAGUCGCACGCAGUGCUCCGUUCCACAGGCUGUCCUCUGGAUGAGGUAACCCUCUCGCAGAUCUGCCGCAGCUCGCACCAGAACACGUACGCCAUGCCCGGCGGGGAGAUGUCCGAGGAUCUGCGCCGCAAGUUCGACCAGUGGUGGUCCAACCAGCUCUCGCCACAGGCGGCCAUGGCGCCCAAGAUGCUGCCCUUCAUGACGGCUCCGUCGGCCGUACCCGUGCCCGUGCCCGGGGAUAUGGACUUCCCCGUUGGCUCGGCCAUGGCUGCAGCGGCGGCGGCAGCAGCUGCCCAUGCGGCUGUCGCUGGGGGGGCAGCUGUGAACAAUCCUCUAGGAUCGAUGGGCAGUCGGGAGAGUCUGCUACUGGCAAACGAAGCCGCUGUUCACCAUGCCACCGGAGGUCAGGCGGCGGCCGCGGGUCACCAUAGUAGCAUGCUGGUGCAUCCUAUGCAUGCCGCGUCUAUGCAUCAUCACCACCACCACGGAGCCACCCACGGUCACGGCCCACAGUAUCCUAACCAGAAGACACGCAUGCGCACCAGCUUCGACCCGGAGAUGGAGCUGCCCAAACUGCAGAAGUGGUUCCAGGAGAAUCCCCAUCCCUCGCGCCAGCAGAUCCAGACCUAUGUGGUGCAGCUGAAUACCUUGGAGUCGCGCCGCGGUCGCAAGCCGCUCGACGUCAACAACGUUGUGUACUGGUUCAAGAACGCACGGGCUGCCCAGAAGCGGGCUGAGAUGCGGGGCGGGAGUCUGGGCAGUGCCAUGAGCGCUCUGGGUCACGCCGCCAUGAACGGCUACCUCAGCCAGCACGCCCCUCUUGGCCAGAAUUCGAGCAGCAGUGCCGGCAGCCAGCCGAUGAGCAUGGGGAAUCUUUCCAUGACGCACGAUUAUUUAAAGAGCCCCAUGAGCCUGAAAUCGGAGGACAUCGACACCAUGUCGCAGCACUCCGACGAGAUGGAGGAGGAGCCAAGUCGCCCCAACACGCCCCAGUUGCCGCUCUCACUCACCACCCACGAGCGCAACCGCAGCUCGCCCCUGAUGGACCAGGACGAGGAGGAGGAGGAGGAUCAGGGGGAUCAGCAGCAGCAGCAGCCACAGCGUGUAAAGAGCGCCGGCAGCGAUGUGAUUAACGGCAAUCUGAGAGAGACCGAGGAGGAGCGCCAGGAGAAGGCCAGUGACGUCCAAGACAACGAGAAGGAAAGCGCACACAACGUGGAGGAGGUGCCCCAUUCAGAGGCCGAACCUCUGGUGGAUGCCGCCUCCAGCCUAAACAACAACAACAACAGCAGCAGCCACUCGCACAUCGAGCACGAGCACGAGGUCGUGAGCUCCACGCCAAAGCGCACCAUUCCUAAGGAGGAGGAGGACGACCUGGACAUGGACGAUGACGAGGAGGACAACGAGAAUGACGUGAGUCACCUGGAUGAGUUCCGCUCGCCCUCGCCAGACCUCUCUGGUGCCGUGGCGCCGCACAAGGACCAGCUGCCCUUUCCCAUGGUUCCCAAUUCGAUGUUCUCGCAAUCCUUCAUGUACAUGAGCCACUACAUCCCGGCCUUUGGACAGGCGGCCGCGGCCCAUCCGCACCAUCAUGCCGCUGCUGCGGCCGCUGCCGCCGGGAUCCAGCCGAACGCCCUGAUGGGGGGCGGCGGCGGACUCAACCUGUCGAGCAUCUCGAACGAGGAGCGCCGGAAGCGGAAUCGCACCUUCAUCGACCCGGUCACGGAGGUGCCCAAGCUGGAGCAAUGGUUCGCCAUGAACACGCAUCCCUCGCACAAUCUGAUCCUCAAGUAUACGGAGGACCUGAACACCAUGCCCUAUAGGCAAAAGUUCCCGCGUCUGGAGAGCAAAAAUGUGCAGUUCUGGUUCAAGAACCGUCGGGCCAAGUGCAAGCGCCUCAAGAUGUCCCUGUACGACAACAACCAGUGCGGACAGAUGGGAGGCCUGAGCUCCUUUGUGCCCAAGUACGAGGAGCGGGAUUGAUUCAAAUAAAUCCAAAGUAGCCGAAGCAUUUCUUCCUUGUAAAUACUUGAGCGAGACACAUACCACACACAUACUACGCUGGCGCAGGAGUUAUGGAAAAAACACUAUACCAUAUAUACUAUAUAAACUAAUAAAUAAUCCCUAGUUUAGUCCACUCUAA